Dichomitus squalens LYAD-421 SS1 is the source of this 1392-nucleotide messenger RNA. Its product is annotated as argininosuccinate lyase. The record is from RefSeq and is a predicted model, not a curated record. The transcript is spliced from 8 exons. Gene Ontology annotation, molecular function: argininosuccinate lyase activity. Lineage: Eukaryota; Fungi; Basidiomycota; Agaricomycetes; Polyporales; Polyporaceae. The coding region runs from base 1 to 1392 and encodes 463 amino acids. Gene Ontology annotation, cellular component: cytosol.
AUGUCUAACUUGCCGACCAAACAGAAGCUAUGGGGAGGUCGAUUCACUGGCAAAACGGACCCUCUCAUGCAUGAAUUCAACCAGUCACUGCGAUAUGACAAACGGAUGCACGCAGCAGACAUUGCUGGCUCCAUCGCAUACGCGAAGGGCCUCGCGCGCGUUGGCAUCUUGACCCAGGAUGAGCAGCAAAAGAUCGUGAACGGCCUCACAGCGGUAGGAAAGGAGUGGGAGCAGGGCACGUUUGAAGCUCAGCCUGACGACGAAGACAUCCACACAGCGAACGAGCGUCGACUGACCGAGCUCAUUGGGCCCCUUGGAGGAAAGCUCCAUACCGGGCGCUCGCGAAACGACCAGGUCGCUACUGAUAUGCGCCUAUGGCUUCUGGGAGAGGUGCGCACCGUCGAAAAGGGUCUCAAGGAUCUCAUCCGUGUGAUGGUGGAGCGUGCAGACAAGGAGCAGGACAUCCUUAUGCCCGGAUACACCCACCUCCAGCGAGGACAACCGAUCCGGUGGUCCCACCUCCUGCUCUCGCACGCGUUCUCCUUCCGUGCAGACCUGGAGCGGCUCCAACAACUCAUCCCCCGGAUAUCCGUCCUGCCUCUCGGCUCUGGCGCGCUCGCGGGCAACCCUUUUGCCGUGGACAGGGAGUUCCUCGCCAAGGAGCUUGGGUUCGACUCCGUUGCGGAGAACAGCAUGUACGGCGUGAGCGAUCGCGACUUCAUCGCCGAGUUCAUGAUGUGGGCGAGCUUGGCGAUGACGCACGUCAGCCGGAUGGCUGAGGACCUCAUCAUCUACUCGACCGCCGAGUUUGGGUUUAUUACCCUCAGCGAUGCGUACAGCACCGGCUCGAGCAUCAUGCCACAAAAGAAAAACCCCGACUCCCUAGAGCUCCUUCGAGGCAAGUCGGGACGCGUGUUCGGAAACAUGUCUGGUUUCUUGAUGACGUACAAGGGCCUGCCAUCAACGUAUAACAAGGACCUGCAGGAGGACAAGGAGCCACUGUUUGAUGUUGUCGACACCGUGGCAGCGUCGUUCCAGAUCGCAGAGGGCGUCAUUGCUACCAUGGAGGUGCACGGCGACAAGAUGUUCAAAGCGCUGACGAUGGACGUGCUCGCGACGGAUCUCGCAGACUACCUCGUCCGGAAGGGGAUUCCGUUCCGCGAGACCCAUCACGUCUCAGGCCGGGCGGUCGCGCUCGCGGAGGCGCGGCAGUGCCAGCUCAACGAGCUGACGCUGCAGGACUUCCGGAGCCUGCACGAGAAGUUCGACGAGGACGUCCUCGCGGUGUUCGACUUUGAGGCGAGCGUGGAGAGGCGGCAGUCGAUUGGCGGGCCGAGCCGCAAGAUGCUGGAGAGGCAGAUCUCGGUGCUUCGCAGUGCUAUCGCGAACUGA